AUGCAGGGCCAUGAUGACCUGUACCCCAAUGCAGAGCUCCCCAGCUUUCUCUGGAGGUCGGCUUCAUACCAGACAAUCCUCGCCGUUUCGACCCUGUCGCGCCUUUUUAUCUACGGGUUCAACAAAACAGAGGUCAAUGGCCUGCCUCGAUUCCUCGACCUUCUAAAGUCUCGGUCCGACUACAAAACUCGUCGCAGAGGGCUGUUGACCGUAUCGAACCACAUUUCCGUCAUCGACGACCCUCUGAUUUGGGGCGUUCUGCCACUCUCCUUUGCCGCCUUCCAUGGCUACAUGAACAAUAGAUGGUCCUUUGGGAGCCACGACAUCUGCUUCCAAAACACCGCCCUCUCGCAUUUCUUCACGCUCGGCCAAGUUCUGCCUACCCAUCGAAUGUACCAUUCGCCCUACGGUGGUCCUUUCCAGGCUACAAUGACUGAGGGUGUGAGACUACUCUCCCAAAUCAGCUCGCGCAAGAUGUCUUUCUGCCCCCACAAUGAUCCAAGACUACAUCAAACAUAUCAUACACCUAGUUGGCCACGAGACUGCGUCGAUCCAUUUUCAGACGUCGUGCCCAUUGCAGCGUACCCUUCACAGCCAAGCGACGAGCGAUGGUACCACGCCCCGUCGCGGUACGCCUGCAAUUCAUACAGUUGGGUUCACAUAUUCCCAGAGGGUAUGGUACACCAGGCUGAAGAUCAGACGAUGCGAUACUUCAAGUGGGGCGUGGCCCGGCUGAUCCUGGAACCGCCUGAAUGUCCCGACGUAGUUCCCAUGUUCAUCGAAGGCACUGAUCAGGUAAUGCACGAAAGUCGACGGUUUCCAAGAUUCCUACCACGCAUAGGGAAGAAAAUAACUGUCACGUUUGGCAGCGAGUUGGACGUGGAAGCUGUCUUUGGCGACCUUCGCAAGCGGUGGCGUGAGCUAGCGGACGAAGACGCAAGGAAAAGGGGUCAUUCUAGUUGGAAUGAGAUUAUGUUAGGCAUCGUCCCUGAGAGCCUUGCGCAUCACCCCGAAGCCAUUGAAUUGAGGAAGGAAUGCACGAAGAGGGUCAGGGAUGCGGUGCUUGAGGUCCGUCGUUCACGUGGGCUCCCAGAUGAGGAUCCGAAGUCCGGCCUGGUUGAGACUUGGUUGAGAGAAGGGCCGAAGCGGAAUGGCCGCAUGGACGAUGGGUCGUGGGUGAAAGACGCGUAG
Messenger RNA from Capronia coronata CBS 617.96, 1191 nucleotides. RefSeq lists its product as uncharacterized. Gene Ontology annotation, molecular function: 1-acylglycerophosphocholine O-acyltransferase activity. The record is from RefSeq and is a predicted model, not a curated record. Gene Ontology annotation, biological process: cardiolipin acyl-chain remodeling; inner mitochondrial membrane organization. The transcript has a single exon. The coding region runs from base 1 to 1191 and encodes 396 amino acids. Gene Ontology annotation, cellular component: mitochondrial membrane. NCBI's taxonomy places the organism in Eukaryota, Fungi, Ascomycota, Eurotiomycetes, Chaetothyriales, Herpotrichiellaceae.